Molecule: messenger RNA, 3720 nt
Organism: Pelodiscus sinensis (Chinese soft-shelled turtle)
Lineage: Eukaryota; Metazoa; Chordata; Testudines; Trionychidae
Gene: GABRG1
Product: gamma-aminobutyric acid type A receptor subunit gamma1
Biological process (GO): chloride transport; monoatomic ion transmembrane transport; gamma-aminobutyric acid signaling pathway
Cellular component (GO): membrane
Molecular function (GO): extracellular ligand-gated monoatomic ion channel activity; GABA-A receptor activity
Source: RefSeq, a predicted model, not a curated record
GCCGAGGCACUGCUCGCUCCCUUCCCUCCGCGCUGGGGUCUCACUCAAGCGGCGCGAGGCGAUCCACGCCCCUCUGUGGCGGCUUGUGUUUGUUUCGCCUCCUGCUUAAAAAGACGCCAACCUCCCUGCCGAGCAGGUUUGCCUGCUAGUAAGCAGGCUCCGCCCCCGCGAGGGCUUGAUUCGUCUAGCACUUACCCGGAGAAUGUGUGGAGCAACCUGAUGAGCUUAUUGGCCAGGCUGCACGGUCCUGUUCGAGUCGAACCCUACCUGGCUGGGGGGUUGUCGCCUCUCGCGCCUACCUGCUGGGGGGACCCCGGGAUUGCAGAGUAACUCCUGGAGAAUCACUUGUAAGACGAGCAGAGGAGAGAGACUUAACGCCCAUGGAUUCGCAGAGGCGGCCCUCCUGCCCGUGGUCUCUGUGCAGUCCCUGCAGCAGGGUGAGGCUUCAGCUUCUGCUUCUCUUAUUGUCAGUGCGUUGGGGGAACGGUGCUGAUAAGGCUGAUGAUGAAGAUGACGAAGAUCUAACAGUGAACAAAACGUGGGUACUUGCACCAAAGAUUCAUGGUGGAGAUGUCACUCACAUAUUGGACUCCUUACUUCAAGGCUAUGACAGUAAACUUCGGCCUGACAUUGGAGUGAGAACUACAGUAAUUGAAACAGAUGUCUAUGUUAACAGCAUUGGCCCAGUUGAUCCAAUCAAUAUGGAAUACACCAUAGAUAUAAUUUUUGCCCAGACUUGGUAUGACAGUCGCCUGAAAUUUAACAGCUCAAUGAAAGUGCUUAUGCUCAAUAGCAAUAUGGUUGGAAAAAUUUGGAUUCCAGACACUUUCUUCCGGAACUCAAGAAAAUCUGAUGCUCAUUGGAUUACAACUCCAAAUCGUUUGCUUCGAAUCUGGAGUGAUGGACGAGUGUUAUAUACUCUGAGGUUGACAAUUAACGCUGAAUGUUAUCUUCAGCUUCAUAACUUUCCUAUGGAUGAGCAUUCCUGUCCUCUGGAGUUUUCAAGCUAUGGAUACCCCAGAAAUGAAAUUGAAUACAAAUGGAAGAAAACCUCUGUUGAAGUUGCAGAUCCCAAAUACUGGAGAUUGUAUCAGUUUGCAUUUGUAGGAUUACGAAAUACAACUGAAAUUUCCCAUACUAUGUCUGGGGACUAUAUAAUCAUGACAAUCUUCUUUGAUCUGAGCAGACGCAUGGGAUACUUUACUAUUCAGACAUACAUUCCUUGUAUAUUAACAGUUGUUCUUUCAUGGGUCUCAUUUUGGAUUAAUAAAGAUGCUGUGCCUGCAAGGACAUCAUUAGGUAUUACUACAGUAUUGACUAUGACAACACUAAGUACAAUUGCUAGGAAAUCUCUUCCCAAGGUUUCGUAUGUGACAGCAAUGGACCUUUUUGUUUCAGUUUGCUUCAUUUUUGUGUUUGCUGCCUUGAUGGAAUAUGGAACCUUGCAUUACUUCACUAGCAACAAAAAAGGGAGCAAGGAGAAAGAAAAGGCAUCAAAGCACAAGCCAGCUAAAUCGUCUGCAAUUGCUGUUCGUCCUGGAUCAACAUUAAUACCAAUUAACAACACUAAUCACCUCCAACAACGCAAUGAGGAUUAUGGAUAUGAGUGCCUGGAAGGCAAAGACUGCACCAGCUUUUUUUGUUGUUUUGAAGACUGCCGCACAGGUUCUUGGAGAGAAGGAAGAAUACACAUACGUGUUGCCAAAAUUGAUUCCUAUUCUCGGAUCUUCUUUCCAACAGCCUUUGCUUUGUUUAAUCUUGUUUAUUGGAUUGGCUAUCUUUACCUGUAAAUUUCUGAGAUUUGACAAACUCAGAAAAGGCAUAACUCAACAUUGAUACUGUUUAAUGUACCUCAGUGAACAAUAUAAAAUUAGAGCUAGUCAAAAUUUCUGAAAUUUUGGAUGAAAUUUGAAAAUGUGGGAAAAAAAUUAAAGGAAAUAAAAUGACACUUUCAAACUUUUCCCUCUCUAAUUAUAUUAUAUUUUAAGAUUUGAAACUAGAGGUAAAAAUUUUUUAAAAAUAAAUCCUGUCUUUUGUCCAGCUCUAACAAAAUGCAGAGAAACCAGUGGUUAAAUGGCUGAAUCUGGAACCUCUUUAUAACUUCUAAAUUUUGUUUUUUUUAAAUGGAACCACAGCUAAACAUUAUAGCAUUUCUUACACCAAAGUUAACAAAGCCUUAAUAAAACAGGUGUAGCAGCACCGUUAUUGGACCAGUCUCAUAUCUACCUUUUCUACCACAGAGUGACUUUUAAAAAUAAAACUAAACUUUUAUAAAUGGAUGUUUUAAAGAGGUUGGCAUGGAAUAUUUGUCUGGUCCAUUUAACCAUUUGUCCUCCGCAUAAUACUGGUGACAAGUAUGUAUACAUCUGAAUGCAGUUCAUUUUCGCUUAAUGAAAGCAGUACAAAACUGACGUGUUACAUGAAGGGAAUAAUAAUUCUGAACUGGUGUGAUUCUGACCAUCACAUAAGUACUGUGCUUAAAACUUUAGUUAGAUUUAUGCUUACAUUUUUCCCUUUAUUAUUUAGUUCUUGGUAGUUUUCUGAGGUUCUGAAGAAUUGGCCAGAUCUGCAGAGAUCCUUAACUAGUGUAAAUUGGUGCAGCUCUGCUGUUUUAAAGAGAAUCUUCUACUUUAUACCACAACAGGAUCUGAUCUUUGAGCAUAGUGCUUCUCCUUCCUCUCUCCUGCUCUCUACUCACAACCAGUCUCAUACAUUUAAAUGGGACUAUCUAGGGUUGUGAUAACCAUUGUACUCAGCAAAGUUUUCAGGACUGGGGACCAGCUAUUGUUCUCUCCAGCUUUACCAUUACUGAAGUCAUUCUUUCAGGGACAUUGCUUUCAAAUUCUGGCCCUCAGAAAACUUCUUCCUUCACUUCCUAAGAAAUCCAUAUUGUUCACAGGUUAAUCCAAAAUGGUACCGCUUCUAUUGAUUCACUUGGUCUCUGUCUCUGUCUGAGCCCAAUAUUAAAUAGCAGCAGUCCUUGUACACCUGUAAUAUGAAUUGAUUCAUAAUGGCCAUUGUAAUCUUUAGAAAUGUCUGUCAGAAAACUAAUCUAUGUAUUUCAGAUUAUUCUCCAUGGUGUGACACAUGCCUAAAAAUCACAAGACCCCAUCAUGCAACCCCUCCUCACUCAGAUGUUACAUUGAUAUUAGUAGAUGUUAUGCAAGUGGUGGACUUUUCAGACUCAGCUCAUGCUUGUUGAAUUUUGCUAGCAAAAUCAAUUAGCACUUUUGUAUCACAAAUCAUUUUGUCUUCACUGCAGAAAAGUAUACACUUUCCUACUUUCUGUCCUCUCAUAGACAAUGAAACUUGUCUCAAGAGAAACUACAAAAAUGAACUGCAAAAUCGAGUAAUUUCUUAACUAAAAGUCAAACAAAAGAGUCAAUGAAGACAAUUUAAGGGGGAUUUAUUGGAGCAGAGUUGACUGCUGGAAAAGGGUCAUGGUGCAGAUUGCACUGUACUGGAGGCUAUCUCCACAAACUAUUAAGAAAAUAACUAAUAAUCUUGAAGUAGACAAAAAUGUAUCAUUUUAAAGGAGGAAGACCCUAGAGUUCUAUUGAAUAUCAUCCCUUCUCUGGAUUUGUCUCAGAAAUAUAACUUUUCCUUACAGUAGCUGUUUCUAGGAACAAUAUCAUUGGAUGUGCAUUUGUAUCAUGUGAUGUGGACAAAUUGGAGAAGAUCCAGAGAAGAACAACAGAAAUUAUUAAAGGUCUAAAAAAC